AUGGCUGAGCAACUCAUUCAACGUGGUACCCUGGAAGGCCACAGCGGCUGGGUCACCGCCCUUGCCACCAGCUUGGAGAACCCUAACAUGCUGCUAUCUGCUUCAAGAGACAAGACUCUCAUCAUCUGGAACCUAACCCGCGAUGAAUCUGCCUACGGGUAUCCGAAGCGAUCACUCCACGGUCACUCGCACAUUGUCUCCGACUGCGUCAUUUCGUCUGACGGUGCCUACGCGCUCUCCUCAUCCUGGGACAAGACUCUCCGACUGUGGGAGCUGUCAACAGGCAACACCACCCGCACCUUCGUCGGCCACACCAACGAUGUUCUCUCAGUUUCCUUCUCCGCAGAUAACAGACAGAUUGUCUCAGGAUCGCGAGACCGAACCAUCAAGCUGUGGAACACCCUCGGAGACUGCAAAUACACCAUCACCGACAAGGGCCACACGGACUGGAUUUCCUGCGUGCGAUUCUCCCCGAACCCUCAAAAUCCCGUGAUUGUGAGCUGCGGCUGGGACAAGUUGGUAAAGGUCUGGGAACUCGCGUCUUGCCGAAUCCAAACCGACCACAUUGGCCAUACCGGCUAUAUCAACACGGUUACCAUAUCGCCUGAUGGCUCUCUCUGCGCGUCUGGCGGCAAGGACGGCACCACGAUGCUCUGGGAUUUGAACGAAUCCAAGCAUUUGUACUCUCUCCAAGCUGGUGACGAAAUCCACGCUCUUGUUUUCUCGCCGAACCGAUACUGGCUGUGUGCUGCCACUACUUCCUCCAUCACCAUAUUCGAUCUCGAGAAGAAGAGCAAGGUCGAUGAGCUGAAGCCCGAUUACGUUGAGAAGGGCAAGAAGUCGCAGGAGCCAUACUGUGUAAGCUUGACCUGGAGCGCAGACGGUCAGACACUGUUCUCUGGCUACACCGACAACAAGAUCCGCGCGUGGGGUGUUAUGUCUCGUGCAUAG
Molecule: messenger RNA, 951 nt
Organism: Cladophialophora yegresii CBS 114405
Lineage: Eukaryota; Fungi; Ascomycota; Eurotiomycetes; Chaetothyriales; Herpotrichiellaceae
Product: guanine nucleotide-binding protein subunit beta-like protein
Exons: 3
Coding region: 1-951 (316 amino acids)
Biological process (GO): positive regulation of protein phosphorylation; rescue of stalled cytosolic ribosome
Cellular component (GO): cytosol; nucleus
Molecular function (GO): translation regulator activity; protein kinase C binding; ribosome binding
Source: RefSeq, a predicted model, not a curated record